AUGGCCAAGGGCCGCAACAAGAACAAGGCCAAGAAUGGCGCCGGCGCCGCCGCCAUGGACGCCUCCGAGGGCGCGCCCGCUGCGUCCACCGCAGCAGAAGCCCCACAACCGAUGGAUACGUCCGAGGGGAAGCAGCCGUCCUCUUCAUCGGCUGCCCUCAGUUCGAUCAACAGGAAAAUAAAAAAGGGCGUGCAACCUAAAAGGACAAAAAAUGUGAGGAAAAUGAAAGCAGUUGCCAGGGCCAUUUCUAAAACUGAGAAGUCCGAGGAGAAGGUCCUGAAAGCAAAAAGCAAGAAGUCAAGGAUUCAGUCUGCCAAGUCUUUGUAUGAUUAA
This is a messenger RNA of Triticum turgidum subsp. durum (durum wheat), 333 nucleotides long. Lineage: Eukaryota; Viridiplantae; Streptophyta; Magnoliopsida; Poales; Poaceae. The record is from the annotation of a GenBank genome assembly.